Messenger RNA from Vigna umbellata (rice bean), 2024 nucleotides. The record is from RefSeq and is a predicted model, not a curated record. Lineage: Eukaryota; Viridiplantae; Streptophyta; Magnoliopsida; Fabales; Fabaceae.
UUAUAUAAGGAUUGAUUUACAGGGUUAUAUAAGGGUUUACUUACAGUGGGAAAAGAAGCAAGAAGACAUAUCUUUUGGACAUUAUAGCAGAAACAUGGAGCAGUUGGAGUGUGUGGCGUUCUUCGUAUUGUGCACCACACUAUUUGCUUCCGCUACUGCUUCUCCACACCAAGGGGCGAGUUACCUCAAGAUGGUGGUCAACGCCACCGAGUUGCCACCGGAAGACUACUACGACUACAUCGUCGUGGGUGGCGGCACUGCGGGGUGCCCACUGGCGGCGACGCUCUCGCAGUCGUUUCGGGUGCUUGUGCUGGAAAGAGGAGGCGUUGGGAGCGGGAACCCCGACCUCAUCAACCAAGAAGGGUUCUUGAGCAACCUCUUGAACGCCGAGAAUGAGGACUCGCCGGCCCAGGCUUUCAUUUCCGAAGAGGGAGUGCCCAACGCCCGCGGGCGGGUUCUUGGCGGCAGCAGCGCCAUCAACGCGGGCUUCUACAGCCGAGCCCACCGAGAUUUCUUCGUUAAGUCGGGCUUGCCCUGGGACCUGGCGCUGGUGAACCACUCGUACCGGUGGGUGGAGAAGGAAAUCGUGUUCAGACCCAACCUCAAGACGUGGCAAUCCGCGGUUCGCGAUGGGUUGCUGGAAGCAGGGGUCACUCCCUACAACGGUUUCACUCUGGACCACGCCGAGGGGACCAAGAUUGGGGGCUCCACCUUCGACGGCUCUGGCACCAGACACACCUCUGCGGAUCUUCUCAGGCACGCUCGUUCAUCAAACAUCAAGGUCGCCGUUCACGCCACCGUAGAGAGGCUGCUUCUGGCGGGCUCCAGCGCUAUCGGAGCCCUGUACCGCGACCAGAUGGGGGGGCACCACCACGCAUUCUUGCGGGAACACGGAGAGGUGAUUCUGUCUGCCGGUGCCAUUGGAAGCCCUCAGCUUCUUCUUCUUAGCGGGAUCGGUCCCAGGCCCUAUCUCUCUUCAUGGGGGAUCCCUGUGGCACAUCACCUCCCCUACGUGGGUCACUUCCUCUACGAUAAUCCCAGGAACGGAAUCACCAUUCUCCCUUCCCUUCCACUCGAUCAUUCUCUCAUCCAAGUCGUCGGGAUCACCGACUCCGGCGCUUACAUCGAGGCCGCAUCCAACGUCAUCCCUUUCACCUCCCCUCGCCACACCACCUUCGUCCGCUCCCCCCUCUACCUCACCGUGGCCACCAUCAUUUCCAAGAUUUCCGGCCCUCUCUCCGCCGGCUUUCUGAGACUCGCUUCCACCAACGUCGACGCAAAUCCCCGAGUGAGGUUCAAUUACUUCCACAACCCCGUCGACCUCGAGCGCUGCGUCAACGGGACCAGAAAGAUAGCCCAAAUCCUAGGGAGCAGGGCCUUGAAGGACUUCAAAUUCUCCAACUGGUUGGGAGAGCCAGACUUCAGGUUCAUAGGCCCCGCAUUGCCGCUUCACCAAACGGACUAUCCUCGCAUGGCCGAUUUCUGCCGCCGGACUGUGAGCACCAUCUGGCACUACCACGGUGGUUGCGUGGUUAGCAGGGUGGUUGAUCCCAAUCUGAAGGUCAUCGGAAUGGAUUCCCUUCGUAUUGUUGACGGAUCCGUCUUUAGCGUAUCGCCUGGAACCAAUCCUCAGGCCACCCUCAUGAUGCUCGGACGGUAUAUAUGCCUCGUCUUUCUCUCUCUCUCUCUCACUGUUUCACUGUUUCAUUAUUUCCAUAUCCAAAAUCAUACAUUAAUCAUCAUGAUCUUAUUCUUGCAGGUAUUUUGGGUUGAAGAUUAUCAGAGAAAGGAACGCAUCCAAAUGAUGCUCACAGCCUUUCACUUUCUUCUCCAUCGUCAGACUCUCUAUUCAUUCAUUCUUCCUGUACAUUUUGAAUUACAACGGCUAAGAUAAGAAGCAAUUUUGACCACCAUGUCGUUCGAUUUUAUACUUUUUUUUAAUUACCCAACUCAGCUGUUUGUUUCACGUCCCCACCAUGCAUCGUGCCACCAAUGUAAAGCUAACCAUUAUGUUAAUUCACGUU